Colletotrichum destructivum is the source of this 1543-nucleotide messenger RNA. RefSeq names its product Putative WD40/YVTN repeat-like-containing domain superfamily, lactonase, 7-bladed beta propeller. Gene Ontology annotation, molecular function: 6-phosphogluconolactonase activity; protein binding. Bases 278 to 1453 code for a protein of 391 amino acids. Lineage: Eukaryota; Fungi; Ascomycota; Sordariomycetes; Glomerellales; Glomerellaceae. The record is from RefSeq and is a predicted model, not a curated record. The transcript has 3 exons.
GUACAUACAUCUUCUCAUACUUACACCUUCGCCUGGAUUUCUUGCUGUCUUUCAAAUCUUUCCCCUCUUUCUUCCCUUUCACAUGAUUCUCGCCCUGGUCUUAUAAGCUGCAGGCAUCGUGACUUUCUCUCAGUGACAACUCGGGGUUGCAAACCUAGAAGCCCAGUGAACCUCGGCGCGACUCUUCCGACUUUGACGCAACUUUCGGUCUCAGCUUCUCCGACGGACGUCUUCGCAACACUCCGUUCCUCGCUGCGAAGCAAUUUCCGCCUGGUCCAUGCUGCCGCGACCGAUUCGCCUCCUCGCAACCCUCAAGACGACACCCUCUACAGCCAGGCUCUUCUCGACGACGUCCAAGAUGCCUGUCCACCACCUCAUGAUCGGGACCUGGACCCCGCCGGGCGCCAUCUUCACCGUCGCCUUCGACGACGAGAAGCUCACCCUCGAGCUCGUCAAGCGCACCGAGAUUCCCAAGGACGAGCCCAUCUCGUGGAUGACCUUUAGCCACGAUAAGAAAAACCUCUACGGCGCCGCCAUGAAGAAGUGGUCCAGCUUUGCCGUCAAGAGCCCGACCGAGAUCGUUCACGAGGCAUCUCACGAUAUGACCCAUGAUCCAAACGCCGCCCUCUCGACGACAAACACCCGUGCAAUCUUCCUCCUUGCAGCCCAGAAACCCCCCUACGCCGUCUACUGCAACCCAUUCUACAAGCACGCCUCCCACGGCAACAUCUUCGCCGUCUCCCCCACCGGCGGCCUCCGCACCAACGUCCAGAACUACCCUUACGACCCCAACUCGGGCAUCCACGGCAUGGUCUUCGACCCGACCGAGACCUACCUCUACUCAGCCGAUCUCACCGCCAACAAGCUCUGGGUCCACAAGAAGCGGUCCCCGGACGCCCCCGAGCUUGACCUCGUAGGCUCCGUCGACGCCCCCGACCCGGGCGACCACCCACGCUGGGUCGCCAUCCAUCCCACGGGAAAGUAUCUCUACGCCCUCAUGGAGGCCGGAAACCGUCUCUCCGAAUACGUCGUCGACCCCUCCACCCGCCUUCCCGUCUACACCAAUCGCUCCUUCCCGCUCAUCCCGCCAGGCAUCCCCGGCGCCAAGACCAAGAUGUACCGCUCUGACGUCUGCGUCCUCUCCCAUAGUGGCAAGUAUCUCUUCGCCACGGCUCGUUCCAACAGCUUCGACGUCACGGGCUACAUCGCCGCCUUCAGGCUCGACGAAAACGGCCAUAUUGAGAGGCAGAUCUGCUUAAAUCCCACGCCUACCAGUGGAGGCCACAGCAACGCCGUCAGCCCGUGCGACUGGAGCGACGAGUGGCUUGCCAUCACCGACGACCAGGAGGGUUGGAUCGAGAUUUACCGCUGGCAGGACGAAUUCCUCGGCCGAGUGGCGAGAUUGCGUAUUCCUGAGCCCGGGUUCGGAAUGAACGCCAUUUGGUACGAUUAAAGAUGGGCGAAACGAGGUUAGGAUAUGAAAAAUGUCCCUAUCGCAUAAAGAUUUAGCAAAAUACAUAGAAUACAUAUACACUUGCAUCCU